Fusarium proliferatum ET1 is the source of this 1419-nucleotide messenger RNA. RefSeq lists its product as uncharacterized. Lineage: Eukaryota; Fungi; Ascomycota; Sordariomycetes; Hypocreales; Nectriaceae. The transcript is spliced from 2 exons. The record is from RefSeq and is a predicted model, not a curated record. Gene Ontology annotation, molecular function: transcription cis-regulatory region binding; zinc ion binding; DNA-binding transcription factor activity, RNA polymerase II-specific. Gene Ontology annotation, cellular component: nucleus. Gene Ontology annotation, biological process: positive regulation of transcription by RNA polymerase II. The coding region runs from base 1 to 1419 and encodes 472 amino acids.
AUGACUCAAGCUCCCUCAUCCCGGGCAGCUCCUCGAUAUCCGACGACAUUCCGAGUCUGGCAACGUCGCACCAAAACGGGAUGCCUUACUUGCCGUUCAAGAAAGAAGAAGUGCGACGAAACCAAGCCGCAGUGCAGUGCCUGUCGAAGAAAUGGACUAGGCUGUAGCUGGCUUCAAGAUAAGCAAACCGCAGCGCUUCAGUUACAGCCCAGAAGUGAAACGUUUGCCCACCCAAACCACAACAAUCGGCUCCUUGGCAGCAAAGCAUGUAGCCUUACCAACGUUUCAUUGCUCCUAUUACAACAUUACACUUUUGAGACAGCUGUGAUAUUGCCAGCGGGGAAGCCCUCUAUAAAUCCAUUUAUCUCUUUUGUUCUCCCUCCCGCCGAGGCCGACGAUGUAAUUAUGCACUCAGUCCUUGCUGUCAGCGGUGCACAUUUGUCGUUCAGACUACAAGAUGCGACGGAUGUGGAGAUGGCGACACUAAAUCACUAUAUACUUGCCAUACGUGGUGUUCAAGAAGUCAUCGGCGCCGGCCAAGUCAUUGAUAAAUCUGAUGUUCUCCGCCUAUUGUUAGCUAUCUCAUUCUUAUCACAAUACGAGAUUUUGAUGAGCACACCGAAUCCUAACUUAUACCUUCACCUGAAGGCCAAUCGCCAUCUCUUUCUACAUCUCCUCGGCCUUGGAUACAGGCCUCCGCUCGACUUACAAGAAUUCGAUAUGAUGUUGAGCUUCGCAUAUGAAGGGUUCAUAUUUCUCGCUUCCUGCAACACAACUCCAUCGAUUGGGGAUGACGAGUUAUUAUGUGAAUCAAUUACCGACCACCUUCGCCCAUUGACAAAUUCACCAUGUUUUGGUUCCAUGCUGGCCGGUUCACAUUCGUUAUUCGAAAUGAUCCCACUUAUACAAAGGCUGUGCUCAUCACGUUUAACGUUUGAGUCACUGGGCUUAGAAAACUUGCCCCCCGAACUUUGGGUAACCUAUGAGAUGUUGCGAGAUACUAUUCAGUCUUGGACGAUAGCCGAAGCAAGCUCGGAACGGAUAAUGGCCAGUGACGUAAUGCGCACCGCGUUGGCAAUCUUUCUAGACUGCGCUAUAACGAGAUACGAGCAGUUAGACCACGGGAGUAUUGAGACAUCGGCCAAGUUUGUGAUUGACACAGCUGUGCAACUCGAGAACUCAUCAUAUGCAACCCAUAUCGUUUGGGCGCUGACUGUCGCUGGAUCUUCACUCACCGAUAAGUUCUAUCACAGAAAGCUUGUCGAAUUUCUCAGCAGGUCGCGUUACAAGAUGCGACAUCUAGAAGUCCUGCAGCAAAGUCUUUACUUGUUCUGGGCUGAAAUGAACCCAGCGAUAUUUGGACCAUUUGAGUUUCAAGUAUUGAUGGAGAAUCAUGGAACGUCUCUGUCAAUUAUGUAA